Molecule: messenger RNA, 1922 nt
Organism: Exaiptasia diaphana
Lineage: Eukaryota; Metazoa; Cnidaria; Anthozoa; Actiniaria; Aiptasiidae
Product: EGF-like repeat and discoidin I-like domain-containing protein 3
Exons: 6
Coding region: 16-918 (300 amino acids)
Source: RefSeq, a predicted model, not a curated record
AUCGCUGCGUUAGUAAUGUAUAAAUUACUUUUUCUGCUAGCUAUCAUUUCAGUCGGACAUCAUUGCAAAGCCAAUUUCGAUAGGGAAAGAGAACUCGUAUAUGAUUUUAWAUCCUCGMGAAGACAUGCUCCUCCAAAUGCGCAAAAYGAGACCAGAGAAGUUGGAGGGGACAUGGAUUGUGUCUUCGCGUGUACAGCAGAGCACUGGUGCCAUUCAAUAAACAUCAAAACAACACCCAAAAACACUGGAUACUACGACUGCGAACUGAUCUCGUCGCAACGAUUUGCUAACCCACUUCAUAUGACUCAAGAUGCGAGCUUUAAUCACUACAGUAUUAAGAGUGAGUGUCAUGAUAUGCCGUGUGGUACGGGUGGAGAGAGUUGUAUUUUGAGCGACAACAGAAAAGCUUUCCGAUGCAAAUGCAAAAACGCAUUUGAAGGAGACCGUUGUGAAAAAUGCAAAAACCAUGUCGCUCUUGGUUUGGAGAGUAGGACAAUUCCCAAUUCACAGAUGACCUCCUCUUCGAUCUAUUCAUCGAAAUUCCAACCAUACAAUGCCAGGUUAAAUUUUGUUCCUCCGUCGGACAACUCGAUCGAUGGGGGCUGGGCACCUAAAGCGAAUCGAGUGGGAGAAUGGAUACAAAUAGACCUUGGUACUGUCACCAUGGUAGCUGCAGUCGCAACACAAGGUCGUCAGGACUGGAAUGAAUGGAUGAAAAGCUAUAGCCUGAAGUACAGCUUGGACGGAAACACCUUCAAGGAUUACGAAGAAAACAAAAUCUUGCCAGGCAAUUCUGAUCAGCAAACGAUCGUAAAGAAUUAUCUUAGCCCUACCAUCACAGCRAGGUAUAUUAGACUCUACCCACAGACUUUUAAUAAUUAUAUGACACUAAGGAUGGAGUUAUAUGGUUGUAAAUAAACCUAGUAAAAUGAACCGACAACAAGAAGGCACAAAAAUAAUGACGAUAAAAAGACAAAAAUCCCUGGAUCUCACAAGCAAAACUCAAGAAAAGUAACAUAUCUAGAAUAACAAUUGUAGAAAUUUCACGAAUAGAUAGUGUUAUCCUUAAGUAGUCAAAUAGUUAUAGUAUCGCAAUGACUAAAUUUCAUCAAGUAUUUCUUUAAGAUAACUUUAUGUAUAAAUAUGCAAAAACUACUGACUUUUUAGAGRCCUUAACCAUCCUGUGGUUUGUAGUCGUGAUUUUUUUCAGUUCAAUUCAAUGUUUUUUAUGGCGCCACUAAUUAGCAAGCGAGGCCCCUUGACAGUACCGUUUAUUGUCAUAUCCGUUGCGUUACUCUUUAACCAUGCGGCCGUCACACAAAUCUGCUUAAAAACAUAACGUGUUGAACAUCGACUUAGGUUUUAUGAAACGUAUUUUAAACAGUAAAAUAUAAUGAGCACUCUGYCAUAAAAUUUCCAGUAGAAUUAAUUAAAUCCUUUGUAAUAUAGAAAGUGCAAAGAGCAAUACAUCAAGUAGAAAUGCAAGAUAGAUCAUUUGAUAAAUCGACGAAACACUCUAUUCCCAAGSAUCUAAUUGGUGAAUAAAACCRCAGAAAGGACUCGCAACAGGGAGCCCAACGCCUACUUCUAUGCAUAAUGGCAAUAASAGACCACACGCUAUGCAYACACCUGUGACAAAUGCUAAUUAGAAACUAAUCKGCAGUACGAAAAGAAGCCUCUAUGAAUGCCAAAGCGUUUGUAUCUCAGUACGACCUUUGUGUGGUUUCUUAUGACCAAACAAAGGCGAGUGAAAAUAUGUAAAAGUCUGUUCGUCUUUGUGAAUGGUUUARCUGAGGCAUUAUGCAACUAGGCUUGGCGUGUGUUUAGCCCGCCAUUAUUGCGCUUUUUUGGGAGAGCGCAUACUCUAUUAUCUAUUUGUGAAUGAGGUUUUAAGCUAUAGAAAUUAAAGUGUGCGAAACAUA